This is a messenger RNA of Coccidioides posadasii C735 delta SOWgp, 1785 nucleotides long. The record is from RefSeq and is a predicted model, not a curated record. NCBI's taxonomy places the organism in Eukaryota, Fungi, Ascomycota, Eurotiomycetes, Onygenales, Onygenaceae.
AUGUAUCCAAGUCGCUGCAAGGAGUCAGCAAGCAUAUGCCGCCACUUGGCCAGUCACAAGGGUUUCGGGGAGAACAUUGUCCGGCGUGGACCAGGGUGCCGGCUAAUUUGUCUGCUAUGGUCGUUAAUACGAAUCGCCGAGGACGAAAGUUUCCACCCCCGGUGCAACUUCCUCUCCCUCUGCGAGGCCAUCCAUACAAUGUCGCUAGCCCUGGACGUGAUUACUGACAGCCGUGUCCUCGUGCGGCUUGCGCUACUUGGUGCGAUCUUCGUCUUGUUUCGAAUAUACAAAUCUAUAAUUGCCCCGGCCAAACCAUGGCCCAAUUUUCCCGUGAUCAAACUCGAUGGGCUGGAUGCCGCAACCAGCUGGACCGAACACGCUUUAGAGACGAUAUUUCGGGGCCGGGAAGCCACCAAUGACGGCUUCUUCCAGAUCAUAACGGGCAAUGGGCCUAAGAUUGUCGUUCCAAACCGAUUCCUCGAGGAAAUCAAAGCCAACAAGGAUCUGGACGCACAAAAGGGCUUGGACGCGCAAAAGGCCUUCUCCACAGAGCAUUUCUGGACUUACUCUGGUAUGAUCGGCUUCAAGGCGAUGAGGAACUACCCAGAACCAAUCCGACAUGUAGUGCGUGGAAAGGUCAACGCUGCUAUGCUUGCGAUGACGAAGGAGCUAGCCGCUGAAGCAGUCGCUGUUAUUGAUGCAUCCAUGCCUUCGAAAGAUGCUGCAGAUGAUGAGUGGCAUUCCGUAUCGAUGCAGCCGGUCUGUGAGGAGAUUGUCGCCCGCCUCUCCACAUUAUUGUUCCUCGGCCGAGACGCCUGUCGGGACCGCGAAUGGCUUGAUGUAGUUAGGACCUACACCUUCAAUGCCUUCAGGACAUCGGCAAGACUUCGCGCCUGUUCACCUAUCUGGCGGCCGCUGGCGCAUCGCUUCUGGUUCUCCGAGAGCAAAAUGGUGCGCAAACAAUGUGCCCACGCUGAUAUGAUGAUUAAACCAAUGAUUGAGAAACGCCAAAAGCUGAUCGCUGCCGGUGAGUAUAAAUCCCUCAAGGUGGGCGAUACGCUUGGCUGGUUACUGGAGGCAAGCCAGCGCUUUGGAAAAUAUAUAGACUGCGUCGGUUCGCAGAUGCUGUUGACGCUUGGUGCGGUGCACAAUACAACAGAGACAAUGAAUGUCGCUGUACUAGACAUCUGCAAAAACCCUGAUGUUGUGCAGCCAUUGAGGAAUGAGAUCGUAAGGGUGUUGAAGGAAGAAGGAGGAUGGACCAAAAAUGUCUUCUCCAAGCUGCACCUGAUGGAUAGUUUCCUGAAGGAGUCGCAAAGGAUGCUUCCGCUCGUGAUGAUGCAGAAUAAUAUUGCUCCUUUACGGCGCAUCGUCACCCGCAGAACCGUUCUCUCCGAUGGCACCGUCCUACCAAAAGGCGCAUUCGUUACCUUCGCGGGCAAUAACAUGGAUCCAUCUGUAUAUCCUAACCCCGAUGUCUUUGAUGCAUAUCGCUUCUUGCGUCUCCGAGGCAAGCACAACGACGGGUUCCAAUAUACAGGACUCUCAACCGACAUGAUCCAGUUCGGAUACGGUUCAUGGGCAUGUCCAGGCCGCUUCCUCGCCGUGACGGAGCUUAAACUUGCACUGGUGUUGUUCUUGAUGGAAUUCGAUUUCUGUCUGGAUGAGACUUCGCAAGAAUAUGUACGACAUUCCGCGGGAGCCAACAUGUCGAAUCGGGGAGCAACGAUCAAAGUGCGGCGUAGGAAGGAGAAGGAGAUUGAUCUGAUGGCGAUGUUAGAAUGA